GCGCACACACGCCCACAGCGGGGCCGCCGCUGCCCGCCCUGCCCCGCGCCCUCCGCCGAUAUGAAUUAUUCUAGGUUUAUCACCACUGUGAGUGCAGCAAGAAAAGCAUCUCCAAUAAGACUGCUGACUGAAUUGAUGCAGAAGUCUCCUCCAUCUCUCAUCUCUCUGGCUGGAGGGGCACCAAAUCCUAAUCUUUUUCCAUUUAAGAGGGCAACUGUUGACAUUGGACAUGGAACACCUAUUGAGAUUGGGGAAGAUCUGAUGAAGAGAGCUCUCCAGUACUCAGCUUCAGCAGGGAUUCCAGAACUGUUGUCUUGGCUAAAAGAUUUCCAGCGGAACUUACAUAAUCCUCCCACAGCCAAUUACAGUCCUGAGCAAGGACAGAUGGAAGUGUGUGUCACAACUGGCAGCCAGGAAGGCUUGUGUAAAGUGUUUGAAAUGCUCAUUAAUCCUGGAGACAACAUCCUUUUGGAUGCACCCACAUACGCGGGCACACUAGCAGCUCUGAGACCUUUGGGUUGUAAUAUAAUUAGUAUUCCUAGUGACCAACAUGGCAUUAUUCCAAAAGCUUUAAAAGAAAUUCUGUCUGCUUGGAGCCCAGAGGAUGUAAAAAAUCGUAGCAAUCACCUCCCCAAAUUCCUGUACACUAUUCCGAAUGGAUGCAACCCAACUGGCAACUCGCUGACCACAGAGCGCAAAAAGGAGAUUUACCAGCUUGCAAGAAAAUAUGAUUUUCUCAUAAUAGAAGAUGAUCCUUACUACUUUCUUCAAUUUGAAAAGCCAUGGGCUCCAACUUUCCUCUCAAUGGAUGUGGAUGGCCGAGUUAUCAGGACCGACUCUUUCUCUAAAUUUCUCUCAUCUGGUUUACGAAUAGGUUUUCUGACGGGUCCCAAGCCUCUCAUCGACAGAGUUGUUCUACACAUUCAGGUGUCAACAAUGCACACCAGCACUUUCACACAGAUUAUGAUAUCACAGCUGCUUCAGCAAUGGGGACAAAAGGGUUUCUUGGAGCAUAUAGACAGAGUGGUGGACUUCUACAGGAUCCAGCGGGAUGCAAUGCUCACUGCUGCUGACAAGUGGUUAAAAGAUUUGGCAGAAUGGUACCCUCCUGCUGCUGGCAUGUUCUUAUGGAUCAAAAUAAAGGGUAUUUCCGAUACACAGCAGCUGAUAAUGGAAAAGGCUUUGAAGAAAGAAGUAUUACUGGUUCCUGGAGGAGCAUUCAAUAUUGAUAAUUCAGAGCCUAGUUCUUAUGUCAGAGCCUCCUUCUCUCUGCCUUCUCCUGCCCAGAUGGAUCUGGCCUUCAAGAGACUGGCUGACCUUAUAAAAGAAUCUUUGUGAAAAAGCUAGAGCUCUUGCAGUAACAAAAAUCAUCUCCAGAAAAUAUUUAUUAACAUUUGGAUUUCAUCAGAACACUUUAUAAGCAAGCACAAUACAGUGGAUGCUUCCUUAGAUCUUUUCAACUAAAAAAAGAAAACUAGAAAAUUAAAGUGAAAAACAAUUUGCCUAUUUUUUUUUUGACAGGGCAUUGCAUUACUAAAUUUAUCCAAUUCAGAAACAUUUAAAAUACUCAAAACCAAAAUGUUCUAUUUUCUGUAAAAUCCAUAGUUUUGUUAGAUUUGAAUUGAUUUUUGUUCUGACUUUUGUUUUCUAUUUGAGUUGGGAAACAAAAAUCAUUUACUUAGAAAGUUGCACUUGAGAUUGUGUUAGCCACUAUUACUUCUCACUAUUAAUCUCAACUGAUACAUUCCUCCAAAAUCUUAUGUUGGAAUUGUUUCAUGUGUCACUUCCAUUCUUGUCCUACUGUAUGACAUCUAGUUUUAAUGAUUUGAGGAUUAGUAUUUAAUUUUACUGAAAUUUUGUCAGAUAAAGCUGAUGUAACUAUGUUAAAAAAUUGAAACUGAUCCAGCAAAAUGAGGCUUUGAUUACAAAUAAACUGAAGUCCCUUGUAAUUUGCAAGGGUAUUCUCUAAUUUGUAAAAGGUAUUCUGAUUGCUGGCUUUUUUUUUCAGUCUGUGAAUAAUUACUCUGUACCUGUAGAAAAUCUCUGGUUUGCCAAGGCAUGUGGAUGUACUGAAGGAACUACUCUUGGUUAUUCAGUCAGAUGUGGUUUUGACUGGAGAGUGUAAAUAACUGAACAGGGGACAUGGUGGAAUGGACACUACCCUGACACUGCCAGAUGCAAACAAAAUGAAAAAAUAAAGAAAUGUUUCAGUCUCUUA
Molecule: messenger RNA, 2218 nt
Organism: Vidua chalybeata
Lineage: Eukaryota; Metazoa; Chordata; Aves; Passeriformes; Viduidae
Gene: AADAT
Product: aminoadipate aminotransferase
Exons: 14
Coding region: 61-1338 (425 amino acids)
Biological process (GO): biosynthetic process
Molecular function (GO): L-kynurenine:2-oxoglutarate transaminase activity; pyridoxal phosphate binding
Source: RefSeq, a predicted model, not a curated record